This is a messenger RNA of Cryptomeria japonica (Japanese cedar), 1169 nucleotides long. Its product is annotated as ras-related protein Rab11A. The transcript has 2 exons. The coding region runs from base 138 to 818 and encodes 226 amino acids. Gene Ontology annotation, molecular function: GTPase activity; GTP binding. The record is from RefSeq and is a predicted model, not a curated record. NCBI's taxonomy places the organism in Eukaryota, Viridiplantae, Streptophyta, Pinopsida, Cupressales, Cupressaceae. Gene Ontology annotation, cellular component: endosome.
UACUCUAAUCUGAGCCCAAAACAUAAAGAAAAAGGGCAGGUGUAGGCAGUUUUCCACAGUAGAAAUAGAAAGCAAUUAAAUCGACUGGAGCUGUCUUCCCCACUGAGUCAGGCUUCGAGCGAGAAGAUCUGGAUGAGAUGGCGAGUGGGAGCGGGUAUGGGGGUCCGAAUCAGAAAAUUGACUAUGUAUUCAAGGUGGUGCUCAUUGGAGAUUCCGCAGUCGGUAAGUCGCAGAUCCUUUCCCGGUUUGCCAGGAACGAGUUCAGCUUAGAUUCAAAAGCCACCAUUGGAGUAGAGUUCCAAACUAGGACUCUUGUCAUUGACCACAAGUCUGUGAAAGCGCAGAUAUGGGACACUGCUGGCCAAGAAAGAUACAGAGCAGUCACAAGUGCUUACUACAGAGGUGCUGUUGGGGCCUUGUUGGUAUAUGAUAUAACCAAACGACAGACAUUUGAGCAUAUCCCUCGAUGGCUUGAAGAGUUGAGAAACCAUGCUGACAAUAAUAUUGUUAUUAUGCUGGUAGGCAACAAAUGUGAUCUUGCCAACCUUCGUGCAGUGCAGACAGAGGAUGCUAAAGAAUUUGCUCAAAAGGAGGGUUUGUUCUUUUUAGAAACAUCAGCAUUGGAAGCAACAAAUGUUGAGAGUGCAUUCUUAACUGUGUUGACAGAGAUUUUCAGGGUAGUCAGUAAGAAAGCCCUUAUUGCAAAUCAAGGUCAAGGUAAUGGAAAUGCAUCAUCUCUAUCAGGGACUAAAAUAGUUGUUCCAGGGCCAGAGCAGGAGACUGGUGCAAAAAAGAAAAUCUGUUGUACAUCAGCAUAAUUUUUUCAAUAUUCUUUUUAUUAGUCUGAAACUGAGGUCAUUGAUUUUUUACCCACUUUUGCAAAAAGCCUGUCUAGUUUUCUGUAGUUUCAGGCAGCUUAGAGUGAUUAAAAGUUGGACUCAUCUUUGUGGCAUUACAUGUGCCACUUCCAGUUUAAUGGCGCCAUUUAAAAAUUUUAAACAGAAGGAAACACUUCAGUCCCUAUGAUAUUUUGGUAAAUGCUACUUACAGAAUGGUGAAGGUGACUAUUAACUCUAUUGGUAUAGCUUGAAGAUUUACCCAUAACUUUGUUAUCUUUCCCAUAUUUUACAUUCAGUUAUGGUUAGAUUUUAUAUUUCUUGUCUUCUUCA